UCCGCCUGUCGCUCCUCAGACAGCUUCUGGCCAACUCUACGCUGCCCAGGAGCAGUCCACGAUGUGUGGCAUCUUCUUCUCGCUUAGUAGCACAGAGUUUGUCCACCCCGAAGAAGACACACAGCGCAUCGUCAGGAAUAGAGGACCAGACAGCUACCGGGCUCAUCAUGCAUGCGUAUCGUGCCCAACACCAAGUGGCGGCGAUGAGCAGUGCGACGGCGACGCAGAUUGCAAGCGGUAUUUAACCUUCAUAUCGUCUGUUCUUGCUCUCAGAGGGGAUCAUGUGGAAGCACAGCCUCUCGUAGACCCUUCCAGCCAGUCAGUCCUCUGCUGGAAUGGAGAGGCAUGGAAAAUAUCGAAUGAGAUUAUCAGUGGAAAUGAUACCCAUCGAGUUUUCCAGCUGUUCUUGGAGUCAGUCAGGCCUUCAGAGGAUCCCACACGAUCAUAUGCAUGUGAAGACCCCCUGCCCAGAUUGGCACAUGCUGUCAGUACCAUAUCAGGGCCGUUUUCUUUUGUGUUUUAUGAUGGCUAUGCAUCGAGGAUUAUCUACGGCAGAGACUUCCUGGGGAGAAGAUCCUUGCUGACUGGAUGGGACGGAAGGGGGAACUUCAAGAUUUCCAGCGUCUGUGAUGGAUCCUCAUCUAACUGUUUCGAAGAAGUGACCACUGACGGCAUCCAUGUUAUCCAUCUUGCUCGCGGCUCUCGAAUCGUCGAUAUAACAACCAUUCCAUGGGUACAUGGGACGAGUUCUCUCACGGCAGUUCCUAGUGCUCCAAUACCACCCAUGAACAAAUGCCUUCCAGAUACCACACCCCGAGCCCCGUCCCCGCUUGUUACCAGCUCUCCAUCCGUGCUCGAACUAGAGAAUCUACUUCGCCAAUCACUUGAGCUUCGCGUCCAGGCCGUCCCCGACCCUCCUUCCUUAUCAGCAGGAGCAAAGGUCGCAGUCCUCUUCUCCGGCGGGCUUGACUGCACCAUCCUGGCGAGGCUCGCGCAUGAACUACUCCCAGAAGACGAGCCGAUCGACCUCUUGAAUGUCGCAUUCGAGAACCCCAGAGUAGCCGCAGCUAACCUUGCCAAGAACGGCAACCAGACCUCUGUCUUUGAGGAUUGCCCGGACCGCAAGACCGGCCGGUCAUCGUACGCAGAGCUGCGCCGAAUUUGUCCGACGCGCCCGUGGCGGUUUGUCUGCAUAAAUAUUCCCUACGCGGAAACAACACAGCAUAGGGACAAGGUUCGACGCCUGAUGCGCCCUCACAACACGGAGAUGGACCUGUCGAUAACGUGUGCGUUAUACUUCGCAUCGCGCGGCGUUGGCGAAGUUACGCCAGAUGAUGAUUCCGGUGUACCCGCUCCCUACACGACGGCAGCACGGGUCCUUCUUUCCGGCCUUGGCGCGGACGAAGUGUUCGCCGGAUACCAACGACACGCCCUCGCCUUCGCACGCCAGGGCUUCCAGGGCCUUGUCGACGAGAUCGAUCUGGACGUCGGGCGCCUAGGCAAGAGGAACCUCGGACGCGAUGAUCGCGUCCUUUCGAACUGGGGCCGCGAAGCGAGAUAUCCAUAUCUUGACGAGGACUUUCUCAGAUGGGCCCUUCAACGUCCCGUUUGGGAAAAGUGUGGCUUCGGCAUCGCGUCCAAUGGCGCAGAAUCGGCAGGCGGAGAUGGAGUGGUCGAAUGUCCUGAAGAACCAGAGCUUGAACCGGGGAAAAAAGCGCUGCGCUUGGUGGCGUGGAACUUGGGCAUGAACCUGGUGGCGAAGGAGAAGAAAAGAGCCAUCCAAUUCGGCUCGAGGACUGCGAAGAUGGAGAGUGGUAGGAGUAAGGGAACUCAAGUGCUCUCGUAGUCCGCUUGCAUAAUCCCACCCCAGCAGUUUCCUUUACCCUCCCCCUUACCUAUGAGAUACACAGCGAUGAUGACAUACAGAUACUUAUGACAGGCAGUAUUCCAUCCCCGGCUCUAAUCCUUGUUCCUUUCACGAUUCCUUCUUUCCCCUUUCUCCCCUUCGCGACCUACCCUUUUUCUUUUGAUAUGUCCCUCUUUUUCUCUCCUGUGCACCCCAUGCUUUCAUUCAUUGGAAGUAGAGUGGGAGCUCAGUGGAAAUUGGACAUGGAUGGGAAGCGAACGAAAAAAAGGGGAGGGAAAGAUAAGUCAAAGGACAAGAUGGAGAUGGGACGGGACAUGUGCUCAUGAAGGAGAUAUAAAGGCAAGUCUGAGCUGUGUGUGAUGUAAAAAACAAUACAUACAGGCGUGUGUUUUUAGUGAACGCUAUGAUCCUGCACAAGGUUAUUUUUUCGAUGUAAAUAUACCUACUCUGUAGUUAAUAGUGAAUACAAGGAGGGAAAAAUAAAUAAAUACAAAAGAA
Molecule: messenger RNA, 2365 nt
Organism: Coccidioides immitis RS
Lineage: Eukaryota; Fungi; Ascomycota; Eurotiomycetes; Onygenales; Onygenaceae
Product: cytoplasm protein
Exons: 2
Coding region: 62-1846 (594 amino acids)
Molecular function (GO): asparagine synthase (glutamine-hydrolyzing) activity
Source: RefSeq, a predicted model, not a curated record